GGGGAGGGACGGGGGGGGGGGAAAGAAACUUGUUUCGAAUCGGCAAGAAAUGUGGCUGUCAGCGAUGUGCUGGAUCUGAUAAAGAUUUGUUUGUUGUUAUCGUGAACAGUGACGGGCAAAGUUUGACGGAAGGAAUUACAGUCGCCGCGCCCGCGCGGAGUGGAAGUGACGUUUCGUCGAGUGACAAUGACAUUUGAUCGGAUGGUGAUGCGUCGUUGAUUUUCGGAGUAAUCGGCCGAUUGCUGCGCGCCGGAAGUUUCGACGAGUGAUACCGGCUCGAUGACGUUCGUCGCGAUCGUAUUCUUGCUAGGCUUGCGAUAUCGAAGGAGAGCCGAGAGUGCGUGAAAUAACAGUGCGACGUCCGUCUCGUUGGUAAGCCGCGUAUAUAUAAGGUCGGCGAAUAGGUGUCGUUGCUCCGAUACGACUUAUCUAAUACGCGUGGCGAUAAGCCGCGUGCGAUUAAUCGCAAUUAAUCCCGGUCAACCCGGGCGCGUUUCUCUCCUCACGUUCCUCCUCCUCGUUUCGCGCGCGAAUGAAGAGAGACGCGAAACGAUGAGUAGAUCGAAGCAGCGAUCGAGUCGUUGAUCCCGUCGUUAAAUCCUCCAAGUGUUCAUCGGCGAAUCGAAACUCGCUUGUCAUUCUUGACGCGCGGGAUCGCGCGUCGAUUGAAUUAAGGAGUAAAAAAAAAAAAAAAUUGCGACGAUCAACAAGGACAGACAAUAUUACACGCGUCAGUGGAAAGAAAAUCCCGGCCGGCGCUUUUCUCUUUGUCUCGACGAGCCAACAAGUCGACGACGGCCAUCGGCAGCUGUUACUUAAACGAGAUCCCGUGCGCCGAGUUUCGGAGCCGAAGCCGAAAAACUCGCGGCGCUUUCGACAAAAUUCAGCCUGUCGAUUUGUAAACGCAAUUGCCGAAGACAAGCGAGAUACGCGCGCGCGAGGACGAUAUGACGAACGACGUAAAUUGAUAGUUGAGAGGAAGCAGCUCGGAAAAGAAGCUAAUGAUGAUGAUGCCGCCGCCGCAGGUCGUGGGUGUUCUGUUGAAGAAACCGGGACAGCAAACGCAUCCGCGAUUACCGCCCUUGGAUCCACAGGAGACUAAAAUCAAAGGCGAGCUGUACGUGGAAGAUCUGAAUGAAAGGAGGACGGUUUCUAUCAGGAUGGGCUGGCUGUGGGUUGAAGGUACCCCGAUGAGAUUACCCUUAAGAGCGUUGAAUCUCCGUCAAGCAUCGCCCAGCCUCUGUCAACCGCAUACGUUUGCUCUCGGAUUUACCCUCAGCGAUUCGGAGGGCCGUUCUCUCGCCACAUUUUGGGCGGACACGGAACCGAUCUAUUGGUCCUGGGUGAGAGCGAUCGCGGCCGAAUUAGUUCGGCAGACGCCGUUCCGCGCACAACGAUGUUUAAACUUUCUGGAGAUACUGACUAUCUGCCCGAGAGGACCUAUUCCGUUGCCGGACAGCCCAACCGAAACUAGGAGACGAUCCCGCAGCGAAUUACGUUGCUGGCCGAGUGACUCGCCGAUAGAGAAGACGACGAUGAGCACGACGACAAUAGUCCUCGACGAGUCCAGGAGGAGAGCGAGGAGCGAGUUGCGCGGUUGGUCCAGCAGCAACUCGAGCGACGAGGACCUCCUGGGAGAAUUUCGUAGCAUACCCGCUGUGAUAAGCGCCAAGGACCAACCGGUCGUUAGAGCGUGGGGUUGCAGCGAGAGCAGUGAGGGUAGUGACGACAGUCUCCCUUGGGGUGGCGUAUGCCGGUCCAGCGUGGACUCGGUUGACGCUAGCAGCGUUCCCCUGCCGGAACCAGAAACGAGGGAGCAGAGGAUACAGAGGUAUAAAGAGGCACGCAGACGCGAGAAUGAGGCGAGGAGUCGGCGAGUUCUCGAAGAGGACGCGAGGCGACGUAGAGCGAGGGCCGAGGAGAACAACAACAACCUGCCCAAAAUCUUUGGUAGAUCGAGGAGCAGGAUUGUCGUCGACUCCGCCAACGACAACGACGACCUACGUCCGAUACGCUCGUCCAAGAAGGAGAUCCUUGCGUCCAUCGACAAGGCACCAACGCAAAAUGAAAAUUUGAUCGUCGACCGAUUGCCUCCGAUCAAGUCGAACGAAUCGUCCACAGUGAGGUUCUCUACCGAGGAAACUCAUCGGAACGAGGCGGACAAGCGAAACAACAACAACAGCCCGAAGAACGGAAACGGCAAUCCCGGUAUACUCAGGUCGGACUUGAACGAGAGGAGAAGCCGCGCGCGCGAGAGAAGGAUCUUUCGCGAAAAGGCGCAACAACAAUCGAUGACUGGCGUCACCAUCGCGAGCGUGGAGACUCUUCGAGAACGCAAGGAGCGUCUGGCUCUUCUGUCUUCCAAGAUCCCCGUAUCUCGUCAAUUGUCGCAAUUUUACUCGAGGUCCGCUGAUUGCCCGGCGAUUCCAACCUCCCCGAAAUCACCGGACUCCCCAUCGGCUCUGAAGCCAUCCUGCGAGGAGGACGUCGCCAAACUCCUGGAACGAUGUCAAAGGGUGGACCACUACGUGCCGGUGCGGGAGAAGCUCACCUUAUUCGAGUCUCUCUCAAGAUUAGGCGGUCGCCUGGCCAGAAGCACAGAGGAUCUUGGCCGAACAUCUUCGAAACCCAGUCCCAGGGGCAAACAACGUGCAAGAUCGCUUCACGAUCUCAAUCGGGGCGCCAGGGCCGUGCCUGUGAGAGAGAUGUGCCGGUUCUUCGAGGGCGAUCUUUUAGAGCAGGACAGCUGUCAGAAGGCGAUGAUCCUCGCUAAAACAAGAUUCAGCGAUCCACCCUCGAAGAGCACCACGUGGAAGGACACGAGUUCGAAGCACGAGGCGUCCUGCAUCAGCGCCUCCGCGAGGAAGAAGCAUUACUUAAAGUGAUUGCGACUGAUGAAUAGCUCUUUCAGAUACUCGAUUAGGCACUCGGGAAUGAAAAAUUACGGCAGUCUCUCAGCAACUAUCAUCUUUUUCCCCGCGUGAACUCUCAUGAAACACGCAAAUCUCUCUGCAACUGCGGCGUGAAACGAGAAAAUACUUGCCGAUCGAGCGAUUUACCGGUAAUCUUUCCUAAACGCCAUUUCCUCAAAACACAGACGCGUCUUAAGCUCUUACUCGUCGUGACUGGCUGAAAAAUUUCUUUUCUACCGCGUCAAGGUAAGAAGAAUCUCUCGAGAAUUUCACACAGCCACACGAUGACAAUCGGUUUCUCGCGAUGGCGCUCGCAGGAUUCCCGGUACGCGAAACUAACUCGAUUGAAUCGCGCUUAUCAUGUCCUCGCAGAUUAGAAUCGGCACCGUCGAAUCGUGUCGCGACGAUUAUCACACUUGCGCCGAGAGAAAGUCGCCGAGCGCGCGCGAGAGCCUUUUUUUCCACGCUCGAGGCCCCGGAUUGUGCUCGAUUCUCUCGAUUAUAUGGGUUGUCGCGAUUUCAAUGAAGGAAGGGAAAGAGGUAUCGGUUAUACGCUGCGCUGUCUUACGAAAGUGAGAAUAGAUGAGAUCGGGCGUGAAUCCUGGAUGGCGAGGGGGAGAGGGAAAGGGGUAACCGCGCCGUAUAAAUAUUUUCCCAUCUUGAAAUUAGACUUCGUUGCCUCUAUUCAUCACCCAGACAAUCCCGUUUGUCUGUAUUUCGAAAUACAAAGUAUGGCAUGUUACAUCUAUCGCACGAUCGUGUGUAUCAGUGAGAUUGAGCGUGGCCGAUCGUGACAUGAAGGAAAUGGGGGGGAAAAGAGAGAGAGAGAGAGAGAGAGAGAGAGAGAGAGAGAGAGAGAGGAUGGGAGAGAGAGAAGGGGAAUUGGAGAAACCGGUAAUUUACGUUCACCGAGUGAUUGCCGUAACGUUGAACACCUGUAUGUAUACAAACUGUAUGCGAGCUGAUGGUCGAGCUGAUUUUUUUCGAUUAGCCUGAAUUCGAUCGUUCGGAUUUUAAUCAGGUAAUACACAACUCGAUCGUUAAAUAUCUAAAGAGAUAAACGAGCAUCGCGUGAAUGCUUGCAACGUUUUCUCGAUUACGAUAAUCACAAGUGAAAUUUGUAUAUAAUCAAUUAAUCUCAUUUUUGUACCUGAAAAAUUGUUCUACUUGACCUCUUUCUCUUAGGCUAUAUUAUAGUUUAAUUUUUGUUACAUUUGUUUCUCGUUGCGAUUGUAAAUAAGUGUCUAAUUAUUGAUUUAUAUACUAUAUAUAAAAAUAUAUAUACAUACAUACAUACAUAUAUAUAUAUAUAUAUAUAUAUAUAUAUAUAUAUAUAUUUAUCUAUGAAAAAAAAACAUAUAGUCUUUGUUGAGUGUGUUGAUGUAUAUUUGCCAUUAGAGUGGCAAUCGCCCUUCAUUGGAUCUCUCGAAUUUCCGUUUCGAGGGCCGGAGUACAGACUAGGGGCGACUUCCGCUUAUUUCGAAUCAGAAUGAUAAUUUCCGCUCGUACGAUAUUCCCCUCGCUCUCUCAUUCCUCCUCGUAACUGAUAACAGAGAGACAAGGUGUAUAAGAAUUUAAGUACAUACAUUCUAAUUCUAUAUAAAAUGGGGAAACGAAAUAUUCAAUUGUUUUGACAGGGAAAUCAAUACAAGAUGUAAAGAAAAAAGAUAUGUUCGAUAUAAAAAAGACUUAUUAAGAGAAAAAAUUUAUAUCAGUCCAACUUUUUUAAAUAUUGAAAAAUACUGAAAAAUGUAUUGAAGGAAUACUCCCUAUAACAUGUUUAUCAUUAUACAUUUUGAUAAUUACGUCAGGCUCAUUGAAAAUCGCGAAAGAACUUGGUGAGCAGCCGAGAGAGAGAGAGAGAGAGAGAGAGAGAGAGAGAGAGAGAGAGAGAGAGACCUGAAAAAUAAUUUUGUACAGUUAAUUGCAUCUCCGUCUCUCGAGUGACGUUUCACGCUCGAAGAGGAUCGCCACUUAUUUUUGUAUCUCGUUUGUUGUAUAAUAUAUGAUCUGCGAUUUUCUUGCAUAUGUUAUUUGUAUAGAAUUGUGAGCGUAAUAUAGCAAAGUAAAGAGGAUUAUAUAUUGUAAAAAAGUGUCGUGAAAGAUGAUCAAUUGAGACGGAGCGAUCGAGGAUCAACAAUAAUCUCUUCAUUAAUUAUUCUCAUUUAAGGCAAUUUUGAAGUCUUAUGUGGGCGCAAACUUAAUUUUGUCUACUAUCUUUAUGUAAUUUCUUAAGGGAGCAUACCCGUUUGGACCUUCGAAAAAUGAGUACAUUUUCUAGAUUUUUUGCAGGGCAAAGAUUUGAUAAAAAUAAUUAGAUAAAAAUAAAUUUUUUUUUAUAAUAUUAAUACAAUUAUUAAGUGCUUAAAUAAAAAUUUUCAGAUGAAAAAAAUUUUUUUUUAAGGAUUAUGAGAAUAUUUGCAGAUUUAUAUUUUCAUGUACAGUGUGUUUCUUAUUUAAGUACUUAACAAUAUUGCAUUAAUAUUGUAAAAAAAUAAAAACUUUUUAUCAAGUUGUUGCGUUACAAAAAAAUCUAGAAAAUGUAUUAAUUUUUUGAAAACUCAAACAUGUAUGACCCUUUAACAUGUCAAUGACUGGAUAAAAUAUUGAUUUGUAAUAAAACGAAUUAUAUCUCUCGUUCCGUUAUAUAAAAAUUAAUUCAUAUUAAAUCUUGGUACGCGAUAACAAAUGCUGCAAUUACGUAAUGAUAUAUUAUAUAAAUUUGAUCUAAUUUUAACUAAAAUUUUAACUUUUCUUCCAUCAUGUCUCUUCAAAAGGACUUCAAAAUAUUGUUAGUACCCGAUCGCAAAGUCGCCUGCAGUCGACGACCGUCUACAGGGUGAUUCAAAUGACACCGUCGUUGUAUAUUUCUGGCUAGAUUCGAACGGUGUCAUUUAUAACGUUGCCACCCGGUACGAAGGGUUGAUCGCCAAAGAGGUCUUCUAGUCCCUCGUCGGAUAAUUCCGAAAAGUUCGCAUCCCCGCUGCGUAUCUAUCCCUCUGAUGUACUACGAUUUCUAUCGCCCCCGCCCACCUACUGAAUAAUUGUCAAACGGCACGUAUAUCGCCGUUCGCGGCGAAAGCCGUGCGUCUUUGUAUCUACCUUUGUUGUAAUAAAAAGGGACGAAUAAUGGCCGUUAUAUAAAAGCAAA
Molecule: messenger RNA, 6063 nt
Organism: Cataglyphis hispanica
Lineage: Eukaryota; Metazoa; Arthropoda; Insecta; Hymenoptera; Formicidae
Exons: 3
Coding region: 1002-2885 (627 amino acids)
Source: RefSeq, a predicted model, not a curated record